CAUAAAAUAAAAUAUAUAAAAAAAAUUAAGUUUAUAGCUGAGAUUAUGCGAAAAUUCAAUAGAAGAAAACAAAUUUUUUUAUUCCACUUUCUGAAGCAUUUUUUAGAUAUAAAUAAUCUCGAUUGUACGGACAAAUUAGAUAGAGCGUUAUAAACUGAUAAUUCACGAUGAAUCACCUAUAAUUAAGGUCUAUUUGAGAUAAGACAAGAUAACUAGCGCGAAUCAAACAAUAAAAUUCCCGGGGACAAUUAUCAGUGUUAAAUAUUUGUUGUAAUAAACGAGAGUAUUUUAUAUUAAGUUUAAGAACAUGGGUUUGAAAUGGUUUCGUGCGAGAAUGAAAAUCCAGCAGAAAAAUUCAUCUGUAGAAAUUCCGGGACACUAUCGGCAAUUUUCGCAGUUUGAUAGAGAGCCUGCGAGAUCUGAAGAUAAAAACACACCGAGUACAUCAGAACCGAGAGCUUUAAUUCAGCCAAAAAAUAUUCCCGUGUCUCCAGUGAUUAAAAAUUUAUCACCGCCUCAAAAUCCAUUGGCGAAAUUAUCUAAUUCUGAAGAUGAUAAUAAUGGUAUAAAUUCCAGGGAGAAUUUUGUACCGAAAAUAGAAAUGAAUUCUUCUAAAAUUACUAAAAAUAAAAUGAAGAAGAAGAAGAAAGAACGGGCUCCAGUACCCGAUGCAUCGAUUGGUGAAAAUAAAAAUAGAAGUUUUAUAGUAGCGCAGAGAAAUAAAGAGUACAAAGAAAGUGAAACAGAAAUAUAAUAUAAAAAUAAAUGGUAAAUAUUUACAAGUG
Molecule: messenger RNA, 785 nt
Organism: Cotesia glomerata
Lineage: Eukaryota; Metazoa; Arthropoda; Insecta; Hymenoptera; Braconidae
Exons: 1
Coding region: 308-754 (148 amino acids)
Source: RefSeq, a predicted model, not a curated record